Molecule: messenger RNA, 1029 nt
Organism: Aspergillus campestris IBT 28561
Lineage: Eukaryota; Fungi; Ascomycota; Eurotiomycetes; Eurotiales; Aspergillaceae
Exons: 2
Source: RefSeq, a predicted model, not a curated record
UGGGCAUUGAAGAGUAUUAUCUUGUUUGCUUUUCAAAACGGCCUCUUGAAGUUUCUCGAACAAACCCAAAAGAACAUGUCCUUUCCAAACGGCGUUCCAAUCUGCCUUCAUCUGAGUGGUAUUGGCUGGUUCGAUCAACGAUUGAAAAAUGUCCUGGGUUUUAUAUGGCCCUUUGCCGCCGGCCACAGACCCGACUUAUCGCUGGUCGGAUUAGCCCUUGUUGGGGCCUUUGGGUCUACAUGGUUUCUGGUUGUUAUGGAGAGCUUGAGAAUUGGUAAUCAGGGCACAUGGGCCUCUCAUAUUAUGAUUCCGGGGAUCUUCAUAUUCGAUCACUCUCAAGGCCUCAUGAUGCCACUUUACUUCUUGUUUCACUUAUAUUUUGUGCCAGAAGGAGCCUCGCUUAUUAUUGACUCAAUCGAUGCUCGGGCGAUUAUGGCCAGCUUUGUGGUGGGAUAUCUACUGCCCAUCGGUGCUCAUGCACUCCCCGCACCAUCCAUGAUAACUGUCGCUCGGAAACAGACUUUGAUCGGCUGGUACCAACUGUGGCAUAUUUAUAUCUUCGUCUGUCAUCUUGCCUUUGCCAAAGUCAUUGGGCAGUUUUUCGACCCGGUCAGCACACCUAUUUGGUACCAUCGCUUCAUGUACCUGUUUGCCUUUUCUUUAGCGGCAGUCCCGCAUAUCUGCGUAGUGUUUCUGAGCACUUUAGCUGCGAUUUAUCCUGGACUUUUUGCCAAAGAUGCGGCUAGGAGAAUGCAUCCCCGCAAUGUGUUCAGUCUGACAUCCCCAUGGUCAGGAAAGAAAGCACCGUCUAUGGAUGAAGGCCUGAAGUGGUUGCUGCAGUGGGACGUUUUGAUUAGCUCUCUAGCUGUUUUAUCUUGGUCACUGACUCUGCUCGUGCGAUGUCGAAUGAUGUUUGACCAGCCUGUUCAUUGGGGCUCACUGGUUGCUAAGAUCAUACUAGCGAGUGUUGUUUCAUCUCCGGCGGGAGCGGCAGUUCUUUUGAUGUGGGAGCGCGAUGAGAUGGUUCUC